CCUUUGUUGUGUUGGGUUAAGCCAACAACACUACUACUACCGUGCACAAGUAAUAUGUUCAAAGUCUCAUGUGAACGAAGCACAGAUGACCAGAAUUUGGUGUCCAUUUUGAAUCCCUGGUAGUCCUACUACUGUGUGGCUGCUUCGAGGGGAACUGUCGCCAUUCCGGGCAAACAGUUCGUCAUUUUGUGGACGAUGGUGACAUCGUCAUUGGACCGCAAAUCGGUCCUCAGCGUCUGCCUGUUGCUCUUCCUCCAGCACCCUCGCUUGUCCGAUGCAGCAUGUGGUAAUUCCACCUUGACUGACUGCAAGAACGGCGGAGAAUGCAACGAGGACGGGACGUGUGAAUGCCCACACGGAUAUUCUGGGCCUGUUUGUGAACACACAGUUGUCAGCAAGGCUAUUCUUGUACUUGUAUGCAUCAUGCCAGCGAUCACAUGGACCAUUGUCUGCUGCUACGGAUGUAGAAGUUACCGUGCCAAGAUAAAGCGCCAGAGGCGCCGAGCGUCCGCAAGAGCUAACCGCCAGCGAGCAACGUCGGACGAAGACGACAUCGUACCUGUGGACGAUGAUCCACCCGGAUACGACCAAGCCGUGCAUGAAAAUCCUGUAGCCAUCUGCGGUCUGGACGAAAACCCUGACUGGACCUUCCAGACGGGCGUCAAUUACUUGGAACUUCCCCCGCACUACGAGGACCUCAUCAACGCAAUCAAGUCUGGAAAGGAUAUGCCGACUCCAGUGAUAAUAGAGAUGGAGCCGACAAACACUGUUGAAAGUUCGAGGACCGUGGGGGAGUUGGAGAUCGAAGAGAGAGGUCGAGGGAGGGGAAGCCAGGACACCACACACGACGAACCGUCGUCAUCCACGACCCAAUCAGGGAUCAACCAGGAGUCUGGCUGCAACAGUCGCAUAGCCAGGGAAGAUUCUUCCUCUGUUUUGUGUCGGAGUCAUCCUGGUGACGAACCGUCCUCACUUGGGACAUUUUCCGAGACUGCAACCGAGGAAAAAGUAUUGUCUGCUCCGCCAAAUCAGAGAGAAUCUGGAGAUGAAGACCCGACCGCGUUGAGCCAAGCAGAUUCCGGGGGCGCACCAGGGCAGAGGGACAUGCGGGACCAAUGAAACUCCGUGGACCUACUUGACCAAAGGAACUCAUAGAACGCACUUGACCAACAAAACUCCGAGGACGUACUUGGCCGUUAGAGGUAAUUAUCUAUAAAUGGAGAUGUUAGAGUCCUUGGUAAAACCACCGACAAUUGAGCAGAAAGUAAAAGAUGCGGAAAGGAACUUGAAUUUGAAGUCUCAAGCACUCUGAAGGGAGUCAAUAUUUAUUUAUUUUCUUAUAUAUUUUUACUGAAGGUAUUUAGGCCCAUCAUUGUUGUCUAUGGCAGCUGGUCUGCAACGUUUCGACCGUAAUGACGUCAUGUCAAAACGGGAAAACAUCAGGACGUAUUUUAUAUUUAUCGGUAAUUAUAGAGUCAAUGUCUGUGGCUGCAUCCGAAUCUCUUGUCUAGAGCUAGGUCUAGGUCUUCGUUCCAUUGGAAAUGUGUGGAGACGCGUAGACAAUAGACCUAGCCGUAGCUCUGGAAGCCCGUUUCGGACACGGCCUUUGUUUAAAAACGAAAUAUAAUGGCUAUAAUAUAGCUGCCUAGGUGUUGUCUAGAUGUCAAGUACCACCACUGUUGCGUGAUUCCUACACAUGUUGAUUCUUUAUUUUCACAUCACAAAUGGUACUUAAAUGACAUUUUCAUCGACAUGAACAGCAAACACUGGAGAAUUAUAUGUUAAGUAUGGACCAUACAAAUCUGUCUUUUAAAUAAAUGUGGUGUUUUAUCGAUGCAGCGAUUCAUAAUAGCAAGUGUAAAGUUAAGAGUAAAGUUCACAAUAUAAAUGACUCUCUAAUAUUUUGUACGUGUAACGUCUCCCUUAGGACACUUUCUAACGAUGCUGUGAUUAUAAUAUGAAGUGUGGCGUUUCGAGUGCAGUCAAGUUUAAAUGCCACGUAAUUGGCUCUUACUUUGUAUACUGUUAGCGGGAAUAGGGUUCGAGGGUACAAAAUAACACUUGACACUGAUUAGCGAGGAGUCUUGGCAUCCUAACCCAUCUUCGACUUUAACAUGAACACAUUUGCUACCAAACGUAAGCAAAUAAUAUUGAUUUAAGAACCCUACAAGAUGAAUGUAAAUCAAUGCUUUGCAAUAUUUGUUCAUUCUAUUCAGUCUUGAUAAUGUAAGUAGUAUUUAUAAUUGGUGACUAUAACAUUUAUAUAUAAUAAUUGUAUUUUACACAGUUUUAUAACUAAAAGAAGUUGCAAUCACAUUGGUUCUACAGUGUUGAAAAGAAAAUAUCUAGGUACUUAGCUUUUUAUAUUAUAAGAUUCGCGAAUUUAAAUUUGAAGUGCCUUUUUAUAACCAUUUUUUGGGUGAAACUAGUCUUAAAUUCUACCAAUAAUAUUUCUUCGUGGUUGAAAGAUUCUUUUGAAGUGUUUUUUUUUACUGUUUGGAGCUUGUUGAUUAAUUUGGUCUUGUUUUAGAAAAUACCUUCACAGAUUAUACAGACCGUACCUUAAUGAAAUUGUCCUGAAACGAGCACAUGUGCUACCGACUGGCUGAUAUUCUAAACUUCUUCAAAGACCAACUGGGUUCGCUGAAUACCCAUUGUGCCUCCCCUUAAGAUUGUAACAUGGGCAGUCUUUGCCUUGCAGCUGAACAGUGUAACACUUAAUAUUAAGAAUUGAUCACCGAUUCAAGGUUUUUUAAAACUACUUAUAAUCUUUGAUAUGUAAUAGGUAAAUAAACAACUACUUUCACAACUUACACAUUCAACCUUUUUUACCGUUUUUAUCACAAUCACGACUGACUUUUAAAUGUGUUGGAAACUAUUUUGGUUUCUAGGCAUAUGUAAUAAAGUUUAACAACACUGA
Molecule: messenger RNA, 2920 nt
Organism: Acanthaster planci (crown-of-thorns starfish)
Lineage: Eukaryota; Metazoa; Echinodermata; Asteroidea; Valvatida; Acanthasteridae
Source: RefSeq, a predicted model, not a curated record